UGGAUAGGAAAAAGAUACUUCAAGAUGAACAAAGUGGAUUACAUGGAGGUCACUGUACCUAACUACUCGUAUGUCUUCAACUUUGAAGAAACAUUCAUUCAUAUGGAUACUAAGAUAUGGAUGACAAAGAACUGGACAAAUUGUUUCUAUUAUUGUGGCAUUUAUAUGAUCCUCAUUUUUGGAGGACAACAUUACAUGUCAAAUAGACCAAAGUUUGAACUAAGAGGCAUGCUUGCAUUAUGGAACACGCUGCUCGCAACAUUUUCCAUUAUUGGAUUUACUAGGACAGCACCAGAAUUGAUUCACGUAUUAAGGCAUUAUGGGUUUUACCAUAGUGUUUGUAUACCUAGUUUUAUUGAACAAGACUGCGUGUCUGGUUUCUGGACAUGGAUGUUUGUUCUGUCGAAGCUUCCAGAGCUUGGUGACACAAUCUUCAUUGUGUUGCGGAAACAGCCAUUGAUCUUUCUACAUUGGUACCAUCAUAUAACGGUCCUUCUUUACUCAUGGUUCUCUUAUUCAGAAUAUACAGCAUCAGCCAGAUGGUUUGUUGUAAUGAACUACUUUGUUCAUUCCAUAAUGUAUACUUAUUACGCUUUGAAAGCAAUGCGAUAUAGACCGCCAAAGGGGAUCGCCAUGCUGAUCACUACAUUACAGUUAGCACAAAUGGUUAUUGGUUGCAUUAUAAAUAUUUCGGCUCACCAAUACCUAGAAAGUGGCCAAAUUGAUUGCCACAUUACGCGCGUCAACGUCAAACUUAGUCUGCUUAUGUACUUCAGCUAUUUUGUUCUCUUUGCUAAAUUCUUCCAAAAGAGUUAUCUAUCUAAAUCUAAUAACAAAGUAGGAAAGAAGGUUUACGCCAAUGGAACAGAAGAUUAUUAUCUAUAAUAAAAACACUUCUGUCUAAAUUCCUGGCGCAACAGACACAAGCAGAUUGUAAUUCAUUGGAUAAAUCUAAAGAUUUUAAAUUUAAUUUAAAAGAAGACGAGAAAAAGAUAGCGACGGACUUUUUUCCACGUAAUUUUGUCUAUCCAAUAAUCCAUGCAAAGUACUACCGAGUCCAUCAAGCUCUGAAGUAACAACUCUUGCAAGAUUUCAGAAAUUUGAAGUACACGUUAAAUAUAAAGUUUGUCGUAGAAAGUAUUAACAGCACAAGGUGCUAGAAAUAUUCUUAUCAUUCUAUUUAUACUUCUAAUAUGUAAAACUACCAAGUUUUUUUUUGUUCUUUUUAGAAAUUUUUACUUCCAAAUGUGUUUGUUUCUGAGAGUUUGAUUGUGUGAUGCUUUUCUCUGCAAUCUUCAAUAUUACCAAUUACUUAUUAUGGACUGGUGCUUAAACAAAAGAACAUUUUGAAAUAACCUUUACGUAUUUAGCUAAUACGUAUUUAGAUACACACUUGUUUAAGUCCUCGACUAAAAGCUAAGUAUGUAAUUCGUACACAGAAUAGAUAAAUAGAUACUUUUUGUAGGGAUGGUUGUUCUUUGAAAGAUGAACUGUCCGAUUCUAGUCGCAUGGUCAGAAUGAGAACACUUGUUAGCUGGAAUGGAAAUUAAAUUAGCAAAUUAAAGUUUUCAAAACCGGAAUAAUUCAUGCCGCUGAUCGACGCGCACUUUCAUAAUCGACGUUUUUUUUUUUUUUUUUUUUAAUGCCUUCCUUUUUUAAAAUUUUUGUAUAACAUCCGACUGGAUACAACGUUUUGUUCUUUCUCCAAUUGACCAUUUCCUUUUUAAUUAUCUUCCAACUCGCACAAAUAUGCACCAAUGAAAAAUUCGAAAUCUUUGCUUUGACUGAGGUACACAUUGAUCGUUUGUAUGUAAAUCGUAUUUCAUUUAUUAAUUUAAUCUAGAUACAAUUUUAAUAAAUAUUUAUAAUUCAUGCGAAUAAUAUUAUUCCAGUUUAUGCAUGUCCUCUCUCUUUCUCUCUCCCCCUCUCCCUUUUUUGUUUUGUUUUGUUUUUGCUAUUCGAUUGAGAAAAUAUCAUUAAGGGAUCAUGAGGAUCAGUCCAACGAAUGACAAUAUUUGAUUUAACAUAUUGACGCAAGUGAUGGCCAUCGCCGUGUCGUGUAUGUAUUUUUGCUAGAAUGGUAAAUCGUGUACACAUUUUUGGCAACAGGCAAUGAUUUUGUAUUUAAAAAGAAACAUUUCGAAAUUCUUGCCUUAUUUUCAGAAAUGUCAUUUCCACGAGAUAGCACACCGUCUGAAAGUAACCUCUUUAGAAAUGAAAAUAUGCGUCAAUGGGUAAACAGUAAAUAUUGCCGGAACAUUCCUGCGUUCGAUCUGAAUUCUCUAAUAGCCCUUGCCUGUUUAUUUAUUUCAUACAGAUAAUGUCAACACAAUAAUGAUAAUACUGGUCGAAAGGUGCGUGUUUCAUUUUGGUCGAUAGAAAUAAUUUCAUCACUCGUGUUAAUGUUUGUAUGCAAGUUAUGUCAUAACGCAAGAACGAAUAAAAAUACAUACCUACGCAAAUUAGUUUGUAAAAAGAGUGUUUGCAAUAAUUUGAAAUUUUAAUCAAUCGUAAGAACAUACGUUCUCUAGGACUUGCAAUAUGUAACACGAUUGACGUUAAAUUGACGUAUCUAUGAGAAAUAUCUUGCCAAUCCGUGUGUAAUGUUAUUUUCAUUCACGUGCAAGGCAUACGUGGCUCAAGUUGAUAUUAUUACACAUUUACGAAAUUUGUUGCAACGAAAUUAUUGCAAAUACUUGCGUUCGAAAAAAUUUUACUAAAUAUCGAUUAAUUGCAACUGAUCGCUGCUUGUUUGUCGUGUCGAUGCUACGUUAUAUUCGAUUGAUUAUUAAUUAAGAUUAAAUUAGUUAAUUGAACACUGCUUCUACUCACUGAUAUUGAUGGCAAAUAAUUCGGGUUGAUUCUAAAGCCGACUUUUUCAAAGAUUUUCCAUAGAGGAACUAUGGAAUUAUAGAAAAGAACCAGAAUAAACAAAAGCCUCGAAUAUUUAUACAGAUGAUAUUAAAAAUUAAGCGCUACAUUUAUUAUGUCACAGAAACACUCGUAAUAACUAUUGAGCUAUCGCCGUUCAAUGGCGGUACUACGUAUGUAUGUAUGCAUGUAUGUGUGUGUGUAUGUAUGUACAAUCUUCUAGCGAAAUUUUUUUAAAGAGAAUCGAAAGAAGAGAGAGAAAAAAAAUAGUUUUUUUAGAUUAUUCAGAGACGGAUACAGCGAUCAAUUCGACGAUCAAUUAAAGUGAAUAGAACUUCAAUUCUGAACUUGAGACGCGAGAGUAAGAUGAUGCUUGCAACUGAAUAAUGGGAUGCAAACGGCAAAAACGUAACAAGUUUCACAUCAACAACGAAGUACGAAAUACAGAGAAACAAAAAGAAUUCUGCCUGUUAUUGAUUAUUUGUUUAGAUGAAAUUUCUCAAUAUCUUUUAACUUAAUUCGAUUUUCUUCAUGCAGUGUAAUUCAAUAGGCAAAGAGAAAUAAAAAUGGAAGCAACGUAUAGAAAGAUGAGGGAUAAUGUUUUGUGCGUGUGUGCGUGCAUGAGUGUGCGAGAGAGAGGGAAAGCAAAAGAAGCGAUAAUGAGCGUCAGAUGAAAAAACUAAGAUUGUAUAAUUUUUUUUUAAAUUUAUAUAGAAUAAUUUUGUUUUGUUAUUAUCUAUACUUUUUCUUUAUUAUACAUGGAUAUAAUAUAUGAAUAAUAAUAAUAAUUUAUGACGGAAGGUAUGGACAAAAAGUAUUCAUUUUUAAUUGUUGAAUGUUGAAUGAAAUAUUCGGAUCCAAUUCCCUACCAACCCCUCUUUCAAAGUCGAUGACUUUUGUUAUUAUUAUUUUAUGAUACAUGAAAAAUAUGAAAGUUCCUGAAUACAUGAUUCAAUAGGAUCAUUUUUAAAAUUAAAGGGUUUAUAACAACAACAGUAGAAUUAAAAAAAGACACCAGGUUAAAAUUUCUUUAGAAUCAAAACCUAUUUUUAUUAAAUGAAGUAAUUCUUAAUUUUUUUUUAUUUUAAAUAAUAAACAACUUAGAAAUUUAUCGCUAAUGAAUAAUUUACAAUUACUAAAUAUGAAUUUAAAAUAAAAUUAUAAAUGUAAUGAAUUUAUCAUUACACGUUAUUUGUAAUAGAUGAAUGAAUACACUAAUAUGACCAUUAAGCAUAAUAAUUUAUCUUUAGAAGUUACAAUAUUUUUAAUUAUUUAUUUUGUAGAAAAACUACAUUUAA
Molecule: messenger RNA, 4169 nt
Organism: Heterotrigona itama
Lineage: Eukaryota; Metazoa; Arthropoda; Insecta; Hymenoptera; Apidae
Source: the annotation of a GenBank genome assembly